AUGAUAGCUGUGCUUGGGAGACUAAGUAUGAGGCCAUACAGAGAAUGUUUUAAGGACAUAGGGUAUGAGGAUGAUGCCGUGCCACAUAUUCUGUUUUGGGAUAUUUCCAAUUGGAAUUCGCCAUCGUUUGAUUUACCUUUGAUUGACUCGCCUCGUCCAGGGUUGACUCUGUUGCGUGGCUGGUCCAACAAUUUGGUCAAGUCCUUCUUGGACAAUGGUGGGGAUUUUCGCCCGCAUCAUCUCAUGGAAGCUGCCGUUGCUGUGGUCGACUGA
This is a messenger RNA of Prunus armeniaca (apricot), 273 nucleotides long. NCBI's taxonomy places the organism in Eukaryota, Viridiplantae, Streptophyta, Magnoliopsida, Rosales, Rosaceae. The record is from the annotation of a GenBank genome assembly.